AUGGCCGUUUCGAAUGGAGCUGCCAAUGGCGAGGCCGCCAGCCUCAACCACGUCACCUCACAACUCCAAACGCUGGGCAUCUCGGAUUUACCCAAGCCAAAAGGAAUCAACCUCUACCCGCAGCUCAACCCAGUCGACGUUUACCGCUCAAUUAUCAUCGACAAACUUCAUGAGAUUACGGGCGCCGAGGUUCCUAUCAUCGACAACGCAGUCCAGUGGACGCAAGACCUGAAGCACGGUGACCUCGUCCUACCGGUACCUGCAUUGCGACUAAAAGGCAAGAAGCCGGACGAACUGGCACUGGAGAUCGCAGAAAAAUUUGACUCUCCACUCCUCGAGAAGCCUACGGCAGACAAGACUUUCGUGCGAUUCUUCUUCAAGCCAGAACCUCUUGCCAAGCUUGUCAUUCCCGCGAUCCACAGACUCAAGAGCAACUUUGGCUGGAACUCAAAUCUCGGCCUCGAGGACCCAUCAAACCCGAACAGCCGCCGCAAGAAGGUGAUUGUUGAGUACUCGAGUCCGAAUAUCGCCAAGGAGUUCCACACUGGUCAUUUGCGGAGUACCAUCAUUGGCGGUUUCCUCAUCAAGCUCUAUCAGCGUGCAGGAUGGGAGACUGUGUCGAUGAACUAUCUCGGAGAUUGGGGCAAGCAGUAUGGCGUUCUGUCAGAAGGUUUCGAGAAGUACGGAAAUGAGGAGUCUUUGCUGAAGGAUCCUGUCAAGCAUCUGAACGACGUGUAUGUCAAGAUCAACCGCGACAACUCUGAAGAGCAGAAGCCUGUGAAGGCCAUUACCGAGAAGAAGGAGGAGUUAGAGAAGAAGAAAAACCCACCAAAGCCUAAGAAGCCUGCCAAGGGCAAAGAGGCUGAAGCGCCACCGGAGAACAAGUGGACCGAUGAAGACGAGCAGAACCUGCAAAAGAUCAACGCCGAACUUGAAGAAGUACAACAGCAACUUGCCAACAAGCCAAGCAUCGAUGAGCGGGCUCGUAGGUUCUUCAAGCGAAUGGUGGAUGGCGACAAGCAAGCACUCGCAAACUGGCAGCGAUUCAGAGACCUCUCCAUCGAGGCGUACAAGGAGAUGUACGCUCGCCUGAACAUCCACUUCGAGGACUACAGCGGAGAGUCAACAGUAAAAGAAGACGACAUGGAGACGGCAGCCAAGGUGCUUCAGGAGAAGAACAUUAGCGAAGACAGCAAAGGCGCUGUCAUCGUGGAUCUGUCCAAGCAUGGUCAUCCUACGCUCGGCAAGACCCUUGUCAAGAAGAGGGACGGCACUUCACUCUACCUGACUCGUGACAUUGCGGCCAAUUUUGAGCGUUACGAGAAGUACCAUUUCGACCAGAUGAUCUACGUGAUUGCCUCACAGCAGGAUGUCCACGUCAAGCAGUUUUUCACCAUCCUCUCGCUCAUGGGCGCACCUUACAGCGAUAUCGUUGCCAAGUGCAAGCACAUCAGCUUCGGUAUGGUCAAGGAUCCAAAGGGUCAGACGAUGAGCACUCGUAAGGGUACCGUCAUCUCGCUUGCCGACAGCUUGGACGGCGUGAAAGACUACAUGCAUGAUGUGAUGAGGAAGAACCAGGAGAAGUACGAGCAGGUGCAAGACCCAGAGGCGACGGCAGACACCCUGGCGAUUUCGUCAAUCAUGGUGCAGGACUACAGCGGCAAGAUGGUCAACGGCUACAACUUCGACAUGGCCAAGAUGACCAGCUUUGAAGGCGACACAGGCCCGUACCUGCAAUACUCGCACGCCCGUCUCUGCUCCAUCAAGCGCAAGGCCAUCGUGUCCGAGGAAGAGAUGCUGAAUGCCGACCUCAGUCUCAUCACAGCAAAGGAAGGCGUUCAACUCAUCCGGUCACUAGCACAAUGGCCUGAUGUCUUCCUGAACACCUACAAGACGAGCGAACCUGUCACCGUCCUCACCUACCUCUUCAAGAUGACGCACUUGCUCAGCUCGUGCUACGAUGCCAUCGACCGCAACAACAAGAACGCCAAGACCUUGAGCGUGAUGUACGCGGAGAGUCCAGAGAAGAAGGUCGCCCUGAUGGCAAUGUACGAGGCCGCGAGGAUUGUGCUCAAUAACGGCAUGCAGCUCCUGGGUCUCACGCCGGUGGAGAGAAUGUAA
This is a messenger RNA of Zasmidium cellare ATCC 36951, 2121 nucleotides long. RefSeq lists its product as uncharacterized. Gene Ontology annotation, molecular function: arginine-tRNA ligase activity; ATP binding. The coding region runs from base 1 to 2121 and encodes 706 amino acids. Gene Ontology annotation, cellular component: mitochondrion; cytoplasm. NCBI's taxonomy places the organism in Eukaryota, Fungi, Ascomycota, Dothideomycetes, Mycosphaerellales, Mycosphaerellaceae. The record is from RefSeq and is a predicted model, not a curated record. Gene Ontology annotation, biological process: arginyl-tRNA aminoacylation; mitochondrial translation. The transcript has a single exon.